ACUGCGAUCGUUACGUGCAGUCGCUUCCAUCACCACGAAAUGCGCCCGGCAUGUCAGGAUCGCCUCGACCGAACAACCGUGUGCGCAAGAACAAAGGCAAAGGUCUCAGGACAAGGACAGGAUGUACUACUUGCCGCACGCGACACGUGAAGUGUGAUGAGACUCAUCCAAUAUGUCGCGCAUGUCAAAGGGUCAACCGGCCUUGUCAUUAUACCACUGACACGUCGAAUCGCCAAAGCUCAAAAUCGGAUCAACCAACAUUGCCUCAAGACGAACCACCUACUGCUCAAGAAUCUUCUGAUCAACAGAUUGACCACUACGACAUUACUUUGAACGAAACCGCAGCGACAACGGACAUAGAUGAAACGACCUUGAUCUAUUAUGAUGAUCACGAUGUGAACCAGAACAUUCAACUAUCUGGCCACGACAAUUUCAGUCUACCCGCCCUGGAGCCUGCAGCAUUGAACACGACAAGCCCAGCGUCAACAGCAAGUGGCAACCUCUACUCUGCAGAAGUAGCCNCCUGGAGAUGGCUGGAUCUGCUGACACGUGAUGCCACCGUCUCCGAUGACUAUCAGUCUGGUGGCUGCUAUCUUGCCAGAUGGGCUUUGACUGUGCAACGAUACCGGAAGCUUAUACGAGACAAGGAGACAUACAAUGUUGAAGGCCAUCUCGAGUUAGCGAGUUCAGAAAAAAUACUGCUACGACAUUUCGUGGACAACAUCUCGUCGUGGAUUGAUCUUACCGAUCGCGAUGCUUCUUUCACGACCUCCGUGCCCGCCAUGGCACUUCAGAAUAGAGGACUAAUGCUGGCCAUCCUCGCAUUAUCCUCGCGGCAUCAAUCCUUACUCACAGCCUCAGAAACAUCCUCCCGCAUCGACAGAACAGUCGCCGUGCAAUACUACAACGAAACACUUCAAUACCUCCAGAUUGCAAUGAAGAUGCCCGACUAUCUCAAGAGCGAAGAGUUACUUGCGACAGUACUUCUGAUCUCAACCUACGAGAUGAUAGAUGGACNNUUGGGAGGAUGGGAACGCCAUCUGANNAAGCUCCACAUCUCACUAACCACAUCAGGCGUCUUCUGGAUCCAGAGGUCUCAGCUGAUACAUGGCGAGUCUGGAGGCUUGAGACAGGCAAUCUGGUGGGCCUGGCUACGACAAGAUAUUUGGGCAGCCUUCCGAGGCGGUCGAGUGAUACUCAGCUUCUACACUUUGAAGAAAGAUUGCGCCGAACUCGAUCGCUGGGAGCUCAUCAAUCGAGUCGUGUGGCUGCUCGGGCAAUGCAUCAGCUUCGGUUCGGAUGCCGGAGUCGCGGCCGGGAGGACAAACGUGCAACAACGUAUACACCGCGCUGCGUUCCUGACAUCAAGGCUGGAUGAAUGGUGGAUCUACUUCGCUAUCCACCGCAAAGAGCUACCUACUGAUUGUCCCGAUGGCAACGCCUUCAAGCCUCUCUGGAUCAACCCAGUUCCUUGCAGCGUCGCCGUACAGAUCUACUACUUUUCCAGAAUCAUGCUGGCUGUGCACUCUCCGGCUGUCUCGGGAUUGAAAGAGUUGGAACGACAACGCCAUAUUCUGGACAACGCCAUUGAUCAGAUCGGCGGUAUCGCUUGCACAACAAGCGACACUGCUGCGACCAUAAUCUCAACUCAAUGUCUCUUUGCGGCCGGUCUCAACCUGCGCGAUCCAGUUAAGCGAGAGCACAUUGUCAGAUUGCUAAGAUCUCAUCAAGCCUCGCNNACUGGAUGGCCAAUCACGGAUCUUGCUGAAGACCUGCAAGCUGAAUGGGCGAUGGAAGCUUCGCCAAUUCAGGCUCGAAGC
Molecule: messenger RNA, 1820 nt
Organism: Aureobasidium vineae
Lineage: Eukaryota; Fungi; Ascomycota; Dothideomycetes; Dothideales; Saccotheciaceae
Source: the annotation of a GenBank genome assembly